AUGAAAGCCACCUGCAGCAACAAAGAAAGGUCAAGCAGGCAGGCAGCAGGCUCGGGAACGACCCAACGGCUCUUGACCGAGAUGUUAAAGCCAGCCCAAAGCACUAGAGUUUCGCCAGAAAAGAAAGUACGAAAGAAGAGGGCAUCUGCUUUUGAGAAGAAAAGCACUUCUCUGCUGGGAAGGGAAGGUAAGGCUGACAGCUCCACAGGUGAGGAAAUGUCAUCCAAUCCUAUGUCUAAUGAUGGUGAAGACGCGGUUGAGGUGGCCCCUCCGAAAGGAAGGCCUCAGAGGGUGAACCGAAAGCAGACAAGGGAUGUGGUGAGUGACUCCGAAAGCGAGAAGCCGACGGAUGAUUCUGACUUUGAUGAAGAUGACGAUUAG
Molecule: messenger RNA, 381 nt
Organism: Eucalyptus grandis
Lineage: Eukaryota; Viridiplantae; Streptophyta; Magnoliopsida; Myrtales; Myrtaceae
Product: DNA topoisomerase 2-like
Exons: 1
Coding region: 1-381 (126 amino acids)
Source: RefSeq, a predicted model, not a curated record